This is a messenger RNA of Lycium barbarum (goji berry), 683 nucleotides long. RefSeq names its product protein RADIALIS-like 5. Gene Ontology annotation, molecular function: DNA-binding transcription factor activity. NCBI's taxonomy places the organism in Eukaryota, Viridiplantae, Streptophyta, Magnoliopsida, Solanales, Solanaceae. The record is from RefSeq and is a predicted model, not a curated record. The transcript is spliced from 2 exons. The coding region runs from base 240 to 527 and encodes 95 amino acids.
GACAAAUUCUCCGAUAUGGACUACCCAUUUUGUGUUUAAAACUGAAAUCUCUUACCCACAAGAAAAUCGAUGACAUUAGUUGUAAUUAAUUAUGACUAAUCAGGACCACCAUAUUUUUGUCUCUCCAUUGCUAUAUAUAGAGCAUCCAUGUUAACCUUUUUUUGUACCAAAACUCCAUCUACAUCUACUCUCUCCCUUUAUUAUUUUAGAGACAUUUUAAUCUCUUUGUUUUUGCAACAAUGGGCUCAAAUUCAACAUGGACUUGGGAGCAAGACAAGAAGUUUGAGAAUGCAUUGGCUAUUUAUGAAGAGGACACACCAGAUAGGUGGCGCAAUGUGGCUAAGGCCUGUGGCAAGACUGAGGAAGAAGUGAAACUGCACUAUGAAAUACUUGUGGAAGAUAUCAAAAACAUUGAGUCUGGUAAAGUUCCUUUGCCCAAAUAUAGCAAGGCAAGUGCUGGCUACAAGAGCAAGGGCUACAACAGCAAGGAUGCAUCACGAAGGCUGAGGAAUCUCAAGCUCGAUUAGAAGCAAUAAAUGGCAAAGAAGACGGUGAAACUCAAGUGCAGCAAACAAAUAACAAAAGAAGGAUAUUUAGCUGAAAAUGCACAACACCAUUUAUUUUCAUUUAGUUUUUCAAUGGAUAUUUUUAUAUAAGCAAAUUUAUGUACUAUGUUUCUUGAA